Molecule: messenger RNA, 804 nt
Organism: Eimeria necatrix
Lineage: Eukaryota; Apicomplexa; Conoidasida; Eucoccidiorida; Eimeriidae
Product: SAG family member
Exons: 5
Coding region: 1-804 (267 amino acids)
Source: RefSeq, a predicted model, not a curated record
AUGUCUCGAAUUCGCCUGUUAGCGUGCUACGCUGGUCUCCUCGCCGGGACAGCGGCACCGAACUUUUCAGCAGCAGUCCCUAUUCGCUCUGCCGUUAUCAGCCCACAUCACGGGAGCCUAGACACAAAACAGCCUUCUUUCGCUCAAGAUGCAACCCCGCCUACGGCCAAAGACCAAACUGAAGCGUGCCUGCUCGUUCUAAAUUCUCUGCGAGCGAAAGGCCUGAAUGGGUUGCUGAACGAACUGACGAAGGCGAACGAAGACGAAGUUCGCGAAAGCCUUCAGCCUGCUGGGAAAAGUGGGAAUAAAACUAGCGUCAUUGAAAUCGCACAAGAACUUGCAGGAACCGACAAAUCAACAUGUGACGCAACAACUGCGAAUAAGUCGCCGUAUUCUGGACUUGUUAUUACUUUUGAUCAUUCCGCAGAGUUCGACUGCGAAUCUUUGAUCAAUGAAUCCUUCACUACAGGACUAAACCAUCUGCAAGAGCAGAACUACGACGCAUCGGCUGAUACUACCAAGCUGGGCGAAGCUCCAUGGGACAAUCUGGCGGCCAAAAAUCUUGCGGCCAUAGUAUCUACUAAAGCGGAGAAGGUAUCAUGUGCUGCCACUACAGAUUGCGAAGCUGGUAGCAAUGUCUUGUUUUGCUAUUUCAUACAGCCCUUGGCACUGGACGAAGUGCAGCCGAUCAAGGCUGAAGUGUAUGAGGCACUCCUGAGGCGACAGCAAGGCUCAGCGUGCAUUCCACUUCCUGGCAUUACGGCUGCGCUUUUUACUCUCGCCUUGGCAAUCUUGAGCCAAUAA